CAGAGGAAAUCCCGCCUAGCCGGAGUCGGCGGCGAGAAAUCGGAUUACAGCAUCGCAGCUACCCGAAGGCUGCGGGAGUUUCGCUGCGGAUUGAGACACGAGAUUUAGGUGCAGGUUUCCAGCCAAGACAGCCGCAGCGUUACCGCCGAAAAGGAAAUGAGAACGAAAAAGCAAGUGCUUCAGGAGCCGUGAUCGCUGGCGGACGACGAGGGGACGCGACAUUCACUCCGCAACAUCGGCCGAGUUGCUUCGUUUCGGUUUUGAUCGCAGAAAGGCAGGUGGACGUGAAACACGCUUACUUUCUCCUGGCGAUAUUUGAGAGGUUAAGCGUUUUUCGGAUAAGGUGAUAUACGUAUUUUAGGGCUCGGUUGAUUUAAAAACAUGUGACACUUGGGACGGAUGACGUUUACUUACACUGGGACGAUGCGUGGACUUUGAGGCGAUGUGAGAAGCAUUUUCGCAUACAUAUGGGAACUACACAUCGUCAGAAAAGCCUGGCUGAGAAACAAAAUACUUGCAUCUUUCUUUGAACACAGUGACUUCGUAUUUACUAUGGCGACUAAGACCAGGAAGGUGCGUUGCUGCCCCUGCUCGGGACGUGUAACUCACGCGCUGUAUUCCCUUCUUUUACUUGAAAGUGUUCUUACGGUCUUAGUUAGAGGUACCACUUCUCAAACGACGAAUUUAGCUAGUGACGACGCUUUUGGACUGCUGCGAAGUCGUGAUGGAGGACUGUCUUUGUCCGGAGGAAGUCUGCAAAAGGAGAGAAGAAACGCGGGUGUGGAAGAUUUUCAUUCAAAAACUGUCCGCCCUAGGACGUCCCAUACAACCCAUCGCACUGGACAUGGCAGAGGGGAGCCGCUGGAGAAGACCAGGCCUUUCGUCGUCAUGGACGGUCGCAGGAUGCACCUGAGCAAGGCCCUGCAGAAUGGCCACCCUGAUAAGAUCCAGUGUGGGCUGGAGUUUGAGGGCCAAACCUAUCUGCUGGACCUGGAGAAGAAUCAAGGUUUGCUGCCCAAGCCCCCGAAUAUGUACUACUACCUGCCAAAUGGCGUUGGGGUCAAUGCAGAGGACUUGCCAGUGGUGAACUGCUAUUAUCACGGCUCGGUCAGGGGCUUCCCGGACUCUGGAGUGGCUCUCAGCACCUGCUCCGGUCUGCGUGGCGUGAUCACGAUCAGCUCCAACCUGAGUCUGGACAUACGGCCCGCAGAGGUGGAGCGAGGUGGAGCUGAGGUGGAGGACCUGCAUCUGCUCUAUCCCACCCAACAGGCAGGGUCUUCACCUAAGGGCUGUGGGGUGUCAAACGACGUGGUACCCCCCCACAUGCACAGGAGUAAAAGGGACAUUUUAUCAGAGACAAAGUACAUAGAGCUGGUGUUGGUGGUUGAUCACACAGAGUAUGUGAAUUACCAGAAGAACAACAAGACUAUGAUGUAUCGCAUGAUGGAUGUGGCCAACCAAGUGGACUGGUACUACAGGCCACUUAACGUGCGCGUGGCUCUGGUCGGCCUGGAGAUCUGGAGCGACCGGGACAAGAUCAGAGUGGACAAGAACCCGACGGAAACCCUGCAGCGCUUCCUGGAGUGGCGAAGACGCGAGCUGCUGCCCCGCUUGCGGCACGACAAUGCCCAGCUGGUCAUGGGGAGCUCGUUUGAUGGCACUACGGUGGGAAUGGCCUCCCAGUCGUCCAUGUGUUCCUGGGACCGCUCUGGCGGUGUCAACGUGGACCACCUGGUGAGCGUGCUGGGCAUCGCAUCCACCGUGGCCCACGAGCUCGGCCACAACCUAGGCAUGAGCCACGACACGGACGAGCGACACUGCCAGUGUCGGAACGAGCCCCGGAUGGGCGGCUGCAUCAUGGAGCCCUCCACCGGGUUCAUGCCAGGCCAGCUAUUCAGCAGCUGUAGUGUGCUGGACCUGUCCUUUAGCCUCCUACACGGGGGCGGGAUGUGCCUCUUCAACGUGCCGCAGCCCAGCCACCUGCUGGGGGGGCCACGCUGUGGUAACCUGUACGUGGAGGAGGGCGAGGAAUGUGACUGCGGCCUGGCUGACGAGUGUAACGAUCCUUGCUGCGAUUUCUCCACCUGCAAACUGGUUCCCGGGGCAGAGUGCUCAUCCGACGGGAUCUGCUGUGACAACUGCAAGCUGCGCACGGCGGGCGCAGUGUGCCGUGAGAGCCUGGGGGAGUGUGACCUGCCGGAGUUCUGCACCGGCACGGCCCCCCACUGCCCCCCCAACGUCUUCCUCCAGAACGGCGAGUCCUGUGAUGGCGGCGCCUCCUACUGUUCCAGUGGCGUCUGCUCCAGUGUGGACACGCAGUGCCAGGCGCUGUGGGGACCCAAUGCCACUCAGGCUCCAGACGUGUGCUUCUCUACCGUCAACAAGCUGGGCAACAAAUUCGGUAAUUGCGGGCAGCUGUCCAAUGGCAGCUACGUGCCGUGUGUUCCAGCUGACGUACGUUGCGGGAGGAUCCAGUGUCAGGGAGGAAACAGCCGGCCCUUGCUGGGCUCUAGCACGGAGAUUCUCACCACCACAGUGCACUUCAACCACACUAACAUCGUGUGCCGGGGCGCCAGCUUCGACCUGGGCAAUGACGUCUCGGACCCCGCAAUGGUUGCCGAGGGAACUGCCUGUGGUCCGGGGAAAAUCUGCAUGGGUCAUCUCUGUAAGGACGUGUCCAUGCUGGGAGUGGAGACCUGUCGCCAGAAAUGCAACGGCCAUGGGGUCUGCAACAGCAAUAACAACUGCCACUGUGACAUGGGCUGGGAACCACCGGACUGUAAAUAUUCUGGCAAUGGAGGCAGCGUGGAAAGUGGACCGGCCCAGGAGCCCAGAGUGUCCAGUCCGGCUCGAGUGGCCCUGCUGGUCAUCUUUCUCUUCAUCCUGCCUGUAUUGCUGCUCUUUCUUGCCCUCCGCCUCGGUUGGUGUCGCCGCCGGCGCGCCUGCCAGGGCAGCAGCUUCUGGCACAAGGGCCCGGGACGCCAGCAGACCCGGACUCCGGCCACCGAACGAUCUGACACCCGCAACACCGAACAGCUGCAGCCCCUGAGGUACCACUGGCCGAACCAGGUGGACAUCCCGAUGACCCAGCCGAGCAACAAGGAUGCCAAGCCUCCCCCUCCUAAUAAGCCCCUUCCACCCGAUCCAGUGUUAAAACAAACACAGUCGGCAGGGCAACAUCCGACCCCUCCGAACAGGCCUCUUCCCCCUGAUCCCAUUGCCAAAGUCGGAAAGCUGACGGUGGAGCGCCCAGCACCUCCGAACAAGCCUUUGCCCCCUGACCCUGUCCUCACAGGCAGCCAGACUCGCGCGCCCGAAAAACCGCCCCCUCCGAAGAAGGCCUUCUCUGCUGAGACCUGCUCACAGCCCCCUGCUGGAGUCCCCGGGGCGUUUCCCACGGCAGCAGGCCCCUCCCAGCAGGCAGAUGGUGUGUCUUCGGGUCCCACCUACGCACCACGCGUCGCAGUCGUUCCAGCCAGACGACCUCCACCUCCGCCGACUCGGACUUCGCAGCCGAUUAAGUCUCAUUCGCCUCCACCCGUUUAACAAGAAGAGAAGCAAGGCAUGCUGGGAAUUCUGAAACCUGGGCCCGUCGGCACAGUUUGCACUAAUUCUGUGAGAGACCUGCACAGGGAUGUUCUUGUACUUCUCAGGUCCUCGCUCAUUAGCUCCCUCCGAUUUCAGCAACGGACACCCUUUUGCAGGAGGUUUACUAGAUUAGGGAGUGGUAGAGGUUGGAUUUUUGCAGCCAUGACUGGAUUUAGGAAACUUGCACUCGGCCUCCUGCCUAAAGCAAUGUUCACGUUAAGAAACACCCCCUUUAAACUUCCACAUGUUUAUGUAGCUUUUAUGAGGAGCAUCUCUCGUGGUAUGGAAACCAUCAUGGAGAAGGUGUUUGACAAGGAGGAGAAAGUAUGGCAUAGAUUCAAAUCACCAAGAAGGCAAGCGUUGAGGACCUCGGGACGGCUUUGCGUAGGACUGAGAUGAAGAUGGUCAGGAGAGACCAGAGCAUGUUCCUCUUCAGGUGGCCAUGUGCAGAUCCUUUCCCUGCUUCUCCGUCAGCACUGUGUUUAGGAUAACGGAUAUUUAGAGAUUUCACCUCAUUUCCGUAACGUGGUGAUGUAACUAUGACAACAUUUCAGAUGAGAGCUUUUCCACUUUGAGGGAAAUUAAGAGCAUUACAAUCAGUUUGACCGGACUGAACAUACACUUUCUUAAUAUAUAAAGCUGAAACAUGAACAGGUGGCUUUGUGAAUGUUGUGUAUUAUCCCUGUAAGGGCAGACAGCGGACCCGAAUGUAGAUUUGAGAAGGGCAUGUGGAAAAUGGGGGGAAGCAAACUCCUGAACCUUAACUUGUCUCACGGCAGAGGAAGUUCCUUAUCUGAAGAGGACGCGUCAUAAUUUGUACAGGAUUCUGAAUGAUUAGUUUUUACACUCAUUCAUAUGUAUAUAUAGAUCAUGAGGAUGGAUGCAAAGAUGGUCUUGAAGGUAUUUUUAUACCGCAUCAUCCGCUCUACCAGAGGUAACUAGCUUCUCUCUUUGACAGUAGUAACAAAUCUCAUGUACUGAUGCUGCUUUUUAACUUAUUCUGAUGCAAAGAAACGUACAGGGGGAAAGAAGGUCUUUGCCCAAAGACAACAGAAAAGGCUGAAACGUCAAACGUUUCCCUGUGACACGUCAAAGCGAUGGAACAUGCUCUGUUGUCAAAGCAACUGUCUAUAGAUUUUGCUUUAGUUGUAUGUUUACUACUGUACUGAUGCCAAUAUAUGUUGCGAAUGUUUGAAAAACGUGGCACCACCUGGGUUUGACACAGAAAGUCUGGUUGAAAGGAAGCACUUUGAUCAAAUAAUGAACUACUAAUUUGUAUCACUUGACCUUCUGAUUGAAUGCUAAUGCUGAACACCAAGCAUGUUUGUAAACAAAUCCAUCACUUCUGAAUGGGUUAUGGCACCAUGUUAUAAAGCUUACUUACUUCUCAUAGCUUACUGGCACUUAGUCUAGUAAAUCUGCCUGUACUACAAUCUGUACUACAUUCCCAUUUUAAGUCCCACUACACUACACUAAAUAUAAAUUCAUUUUGGCUGAUAUGCUGUGUCAAUUUUGUGCUAAAUUUCCCAUCUGAAAUCCUGAUACUGGCUUCUUUACAGCUUCGGUGGUUUAAUCAGCCGUGAUUAAUGGCCGAAUGCUCAUUUUUAGAGGAGAAAGUCAUUCAAUACAAUACUGGCUAAUUAGGAAUCGUAACUGGUGGGUUUCUGAGAAUGAGGAGUCAAAGCACCUACAAUAUGAUUUUCAUGAAAAGUUUGGUACCACUUUACAAUAAAACUCCUUUUACCACUUGUAAAUGGUAGUAACCAUCAUUAAUAAAAAGAAAAGCGUUAUAACUUGUUUAAAAUGAUCUAUUGAUAAUGUACAAAGUGUCACAACCUAAUUAAUAACCAGAUUCUAAACCAUUCAUAAACACUUUAUAUGGGGAACCCUAUUGGAAAGUGGUGCCGAAAUAUUUUUUUUUAAGAUUGCUUACUAAAGUCUAUUUUUCCGGUAAUUAAAAAGGAAUUGCUGUGAAAGAA
Molecule: messenger RNA, 5567 nt
Organism: Brienomyrus brachyistius
Lineage: Eukaryota; Metazoa; Chordata; Actinopteri; Osteoglossiformes; Mormyridae
Gene: adam15
Product: ADAM metallopeptidase domain 15
Exons: 25
Coding region: 553-3546 (997 amino acids)
Biological process (GO): proteolysis; integrin-mediated signaling pathway; innate immune response
Molecular function (GO): metalloendopeptidase activity; integrin binding
Source: RefSeq, a predicted model, not a curated record